Messenger RNA from Porites evermanni, 627 nucleotides. Lineage: Eukaryota; Metazoa; Cnidaria; Anthozoa; Scleractinia; Poritidae. The record is from the annotation of a GenBank genome assembly.
AUGGCAGAAAGAAUACCACAAGAUAUAGCUGAUCAAAAAGAACGUCUUACAGUAGCGCAAAUCAAUAAAAACACGGCAGAGAAAGCUCGUGCCUAGUACAAUAUAGGCAGAGCUUAUUACUCCCUCAGUAACUUCCAUCAAGCAAUAGAGUACUACGAGCAAUACCUAAGUACUGCCAUAGAAAUUGAUGACAGGACAGGUGAAGGAUGUGCCUAUUGUAGUCUUGGUUGUGCUUAUAUAUCCCUCAGUGACUUCCACCGAGCAAUAGAGUACCACAAUAGACACCUCAGCAUUGCCAAGGAAGUUGGUAGCAGGGCAUGUGAAGGGACAGCCAAUGGCAAUCUGGGCGUUGCUUAUCAAUCCCUCAACGAAUUACAACGAGCAAUAGAGUACCACAAUAGACACCUCAGCAUUGCCAAGGAAGUUGGUAGCAGGGCAUGUGAAGGAACAGCCUAUGGCAAUCUGGGCGUUGCUUAUCAAUCCCUCAACCAAUUACAACGAGCAAUAGAGUACCACAAGCAACACCUCAGCAUUACAAGGAAAUCGGUGGUAGGGCAGGAGAAGGAUCUGCCUAUGGUAAUCUCGGCGUCGCUUAUAAAUCCCUCCGCGAAUUCCAACGAGCAAUAG